Molecule: messenger RNA, 6805 nt
Organism: Stegastes partitus (bicolor damselfish)
Lineage: Eukaryota; Metazoa; Chordata; Actinopteri; Pomacentridae
Gene: rabgap1
Product: RAB GTPase activating protein 1
Exons: 27
Coding region: 165-3440 (1091 amino acids)
Biological process (GO): regulation of GTPase activity
Molecular function (GO): small GTPase binding; GTPase activator activity
Source: RefSeq, a predicted model, not a curated record
UGCUGUUGGCUGCUGAUGUUACUGGGAAAGUGCAAUGUUGUGCCAACCGCCAGUGGAAUAAAUAUAACCGUGGGAAUACAGGUGAUUUUGCUCAUCAUCUCCCACCACUUCCUCCUCCCGUCUUCCAUUCAUGAGCAGCGUGGCUGAAUUUAACAGCGGCAGCCAUGGAUGACAAGGGCUCGGUGGGGAAGAUUAGCGUGUCUUCGGACUCAGUGUCCACUCUCAACAGUGAGGACUUUGUCCUUGUGUCCCGGCUGGGGGACGAGACACCCUCCUCCACUAAUAAUGGUAGUGAUGACGAAAAGACAGGACUGAAGGUGAUUUCUGAGGAAGGGGUCAGCUUUAAGAUUGUGGGGAAUGGAAGUGAGCAGCAGCUCCAGAGGGAGUUAGAAGAUGUCCUCAUGGACCCGUCGGUAGCUGACACUGGGACCGCAUCAGAAGCAGGAAUGGACAGCCUUGGCAGGGGCGACCAUGGCCACCUUCCUACCACAGCGUCACCUGUACCGCCGGGCUCUGACCCGCUGAGCGCACCGCCGCCCAAGUUGGAGAUGGUGCUUCCUGUUCAGACGGCGCAGGAGAGCGAGCUGAACGAGAGGUCGUACAGAGGAGAUGAAUCGUCAUCAGAAGGCAGCCCAAGCAGUCCAAUUCCAGAUGAGGACAGCGUUGUGUUCAGCCAGCUGACAUAUCUCGGGUGUGCCUCGGUCAAUGCCCCCCGGAGCGAGGUGGAGGCCCUGCGUAUGAUGAGUAUUCUGAGAGGGCAGUGCCAACUCCCCCUGGAUGUCACGCUGUCUGUGCCAGGAGUGUCUGAAGGCACUGUCAGGUUGUUGGACCCCCACAACAGUACUGAGAUUGCCAACUACCCUAUCUACAAGAUUCUGUUCUGUGUACGAGGCCACGACGGGACACCGGAGAGCGACUGCUUUGCCUUCACUGAGAGCCACUACAAUGCCGAGAUCUUCAGGAUCCAUGUGUUCCGCUGCCAAAUACAAGAGGCGGUGAGUCGGAUACUGUACAGUUUUGCCACAGCCUUUCGGCGGUCAGCGAAGAAGGCAGUUCUGUCGUCUCAGCAGUCUGCGCCGCUCACCCCCGACAGCGACUUGUUUACUUUCACCGUCAGCCUGGAGAUCAGGGAGGAUGAUGGCAAGGGUACAUUCAGCGCGGUAGCAAAAGACAAGGACAAACAGAGCUUCAAGCUGCGCGCAGGCCUCGACAAGAAAAUUGUCAUUUAUGUUCAGCAGACCUCCAACAAAGAAUUGGCCAUCGAGAGGUGUUUUGGACUCCUGCUCAGCCCGGGGAAAAAUGUGAAGAACAGCGACAUGCACCUGCUCGACCUGGAGUCAAUGGGAAAGAGCUCAGACGGGAAGUCUUACAUCAUCACAGGAAGUUGGAACCCCAACACGCCUCAGUUCCAGGCUGUGAAUGAGGAAACGCCCAAAGAUAAAUUCAUGUACAUGACGACAGCAGUGGACCUUGUGAUCACGGAGGUCGAGGAGCCGGUCCGUUUCCUUUUAGAGACGAGGGUCAGAGUGUGCUCCCCAAAUGACAGGCUGUUCUGGCCCUUCAGCAAGCGUAGCUACACUGAGACCUUCUACCUUAAACUGCGACAGAUGGAGCGUAAAGAACGUAAGAGCCCCGCUUCGGACACACUUUACGAGGUGGUGAGUUUGGAAAGUGAAACCGAGAGAGAAAAAAGGAAGACCACAGCCAGUCCCAACAUCCUGCCCGGCGGCCCUGGAACUAUGGUUCCUUCCCCACCUGAGGACGACGAAGACGAAGAUAAUGACGAGCCCUUACUCAGCGGGUCAGGCGACGUUUCAAAGGAGUGUGCGGAGAAGAUCCUGGAGACCUGGGGAGACUUACUGUCCAAGUGGCAUAUGAACUUAUCAGUGCGUCCCAGACAGCUGCCGGCUUUGGUGCGGAGCGGCAUUCCCGAGGCGCUCCGUGGGGAGGUUUGGCAGCUCCUGGCCGGCUGCCACAACAACGACCACCAGGUAGAGGAGUACCGCACUCUCAUCACAAAGGAGUCUCCUCAGGACAGUGCCAUCACCAGGGACAUUAACAGGACGUUUCCUGCGCACGACUACUUCAAAGACACUGGAGGAGACGGACAAGACUCGCUGUACAAAAUCUGCAAGGCUUACUCUGUUUACGAUGAGGAGAUUGGCUACUGCCAGGGACAGUCCUUCUUGGCCGCAGUGCUGCUGCUGCACAUGCCAGAGGAGCAGGCGUUCAGUGUGCUGGUCAAGAUCAUGUUUGAUUACGGGCUCAGGGACCUUUUCAAGCAGAAUUUUGAGGAUCUGCAUUGCAAGUUCUUUCAACUUGAAAGGCUCAUGCAGGAAUACAUACCAGACCUGUAUAACCAUUUCCUGAAUGUGGGUCUGGAGGCCCAUAUGUACGCCUCUCAGUGGUUCCUCACCCUCUUCACAGCCAAGUUCCCUCUUUACAUGGUCUUCCACAUAAUUGACCUGCUACUGUGCGAGGGCAUUAGUGUGAUCUUCAAUGUAGCCUUGGCACUUCUGAAGACAUCAAAAGAUGAUCUAAUCCAAACAGACUUCGAGGGGGCACUCAAAUUCUUUCGUGUCCCAGUUCCGAAGAGGUACCGCUCGGAGGAAAACGCAAAGAAACUGAUGGAGCUGGCCUGUAGCAUGAAGAUCAGCCAGAAGAAGCUGAAGAAAUUCGAGAAGGAGUACCACACCAUUCGAGAGCAGCAGGAGCAACAGGAGGCCCCCAUCGAGAGAUACGAGCGGGAGAAUCGCCGGCUGCAAGAGGCCAACAUGCGCUUGGAGCAGGAGAAUGACGACUUGGCACACGAGCUAGUUAGCAGCAAGAUCGCUCUGCGCAAAGACCUCGACAACGCCGAGGAGAAGGCAGACGCCCUGAAUAAAGAGUUGUUGCUGACCAAACAGAAACUGGUGGACUCGGAGGAUGAGAAGAGACGGCUGGAAGAGGAGUCCGCACAGCUGAAGGAGAUGUGCAGACGAGAGCUCGAUAAGUCUGAGUCAGAGAUUAAGAAGAACGGUUCCAUCAUUGGAGAAUACAAGCAGAUCUGCUCCCAGCUGAGUGAACGAUUAGAGAAACAACAGACAGCCAACCGAGGAGAGCUGGAGAAGAUCCGGUCCAAAGUCGAAGGCUGUGAGAAGUGCAGCAGCCUUUUCAACAAAGAGGGUCGCGUCCGGGCCGCGGUGACGUCGACGCCCGCGGGGGGAACCGAGGAGAUGGAUGAGGAGAAGGAGGGUCUGAAGAACCAGCUGAGGGAGAUGGAGCUGGAGCUGGCCCAGACCAAACUGCAACUUGUGGAGGCUGAGUGCAAAAUCCAGGACCUGGAGCACCAUCUGGGUCUGGCUCUCAACGAGGUGCAGGCCGCCAAGAAGACCUGGUUCAACCGAACGCUCAGCUCCAUCAAGACCGUCACCGGGACCCAGGGCAAGGAGACCACCUAACUGAAUAACCCCCCCCCCUUCCAUCCAGCCAGUUUUAACCAGUGUGGAGCUCGGAGCGACUCAUCACGCUGAAACCUCUGGACCCCUUAACCCGCCGGGCCAUAACUUUAAACAUUAACCGUUAAAUCCCAGGAUCACCUUUGCUACAGACUCGUGUUACUCUUAUUAAAAAAAAAAGCCCUCGUGUUUCCUUCGUCCCACCCGAUCCAAACUACUUCAACCUCCCUCCUCCUCCUCCUCCUCCGCCCCGAAUGACUACAGCCGACCGAUGCUGAUGAGAAGGGGUCGAAAAACACAAGAUGAAGUUCUCCCACAGAGACGAUGUGCUUCCACCGGUCACCGAAAGACACACAAAAAAAUAAUAAUAAUAAUAAGAGAAAUGCUUCAUUGAUUUCUGUCUUUGUACUGCUGAUAUUAAAGACCCACAGAAGGAAGGUAAGGACAUCAGAACUGCAGCUGUCCUCACGGGAUAGAGAAGAAAACACUCCGUCCUUCCUUACCGCUCUGUGCGCUCCCCCCCUACCUUAAACUACUGGCACAAACCAACCGGUCCCUGUACAUUAACCGUUUUUUGUUUGUUUUAGGUACGAGAGCUAAUAGACGCCUUUUCGAAAACUGAGCUUUUUUCUAAUUUACGUUGAACAGUACCUUUUCUUUUUUCUAUGUAUGUUCACGAAUGUGCUCAUGUAAAGAGGAUGUGUGUGUGUAAGUGCGCAUGUUUGUUUUUCUUUUCUUUUUUUGUGUGUUUCGACUGUGAGGCGUGUUUGGGAGAAAAAAAAUGUUCAUAAAUAUUUGACUGAAAACGUGUCGUGUAAAAACUGUGUGUGCAGGAGAAAAGCGACGGCGAGCGCGUGAAAGUCCAAGGGAAAGAAAAAAAAAAGCACUAAGGUUACGAGUGUGUGCAUGCAUGUAAGGGAGGGAAAAAAACAGUUUUUCCUGGUUGUCUAGUUUCCUUUAAAUGUUUAAAAUGUGUAUAUGAAUGAUGCUAAAGAGAAGUUUUUGCUGACAAAGCCUUGAUCUGAAGGUCGAUAAAGAUGAUGCUGGUGGAUUAUGUAAUUUAUGGUCGAAUCAGAAGCUUAAACGCUGUCGUCACAAAAAGCAGCAGCAGCGUAACUUUCCUCACAUUUCAGACACGAAGCUCGAGGUUUGCUUGCUUUGGAUCUCCCAGCACAAAGAAACUAAAAGAGCUCGAAAGCACGCAAACCUCGACGUGUGUCGCACAGUUUAUUUAGGAACGUUGUUGGAACCCAGAGUGACGCGACGGAUGUGUAACGGGAAAACACACACAGACAGACAGCAGUAAUUCCUUCUACGCUCCCGUUAAACCCGCCUCGUCCUUUUCCUGGCACCAGCUGCUCCGCGACCUUUCACCUUUGACUGGCGGGGUUGCGUUAAUGCUUUGUUGAGCAGAGCGGCGGCCCGUGUUGUGUUUACAGUUCAGUCAGACCUUCUGGAUAACACUAAGCAUUAAUGGAGACCCGUUAGAUGUAGAAAAAAGUGGACAACAGUCUAUAGUUGUACCUCUCUGGUUGACGAUUAAACCCAUAAAUUACAUAUUUGGCCGCUUUUUUUUCCAUUAAAGUACUCCUGAAGAUGGCUUAGAUGUCAUUGCACUGUUGCCUCCACCUCAGCUGCAGCUCGAGCACACCAGCUGCUCCAACACUGCUCAGCUGCUCUCGAGUAGCGUCGGAGUAACUCAGCCGUUAGAGCCGGACACAGAUUCUGACGAGGAGAACAAGUUGAGUUGACGGGAUUAGCUUGUUGGGUUUGUCAGUCUUGGGUGUUUAUGAGACGGUGGAAACGCUCGGCCGUGGUGUUGACAUGUCGUUUGGCUCAUGAUGUGUCUUCUAGGAUGAAAAAAAACCCACCAUAUGUACGAGUUAACUUUGGUCUUUAGAGCAGAAAUGCAUGACCUCUAUACAUGCAGACGGGGUCAAGAGGUUUUAGAUCUGAAAGACGGAGUCAAGAUGAGAGUCCAUCUGUACAGAGGAGAGUGCAAGGACAACGAAAACAAUACAAUCAGCUGCAAAAGGCAAAAGGUCACCUGAGAGUUUAAAACCAGCACAAGAAUGCAGGAAAAAGCAGUGAAAGGUGAAGAAGACGGAUGGCAAUGGUUGAUUCUUGGCCUCACUUUAGCUUCUGAUGCCGGACGAGUCGAGCUUGUGUGACUCGUCACCAAACUACGAUGUCUGAAUGCUGCGUUUUGUAGGUUCUGUUGUCUUUUUUGCAUUAAACCCCUCUAUAAUACGUACUGCCAGUGAUUAGAUUGUUAUCUCGGCCUACGGUAGAGUCCCUGCAGCUCAGAUGCUGCUCGUCUCCGGGCGCACCUCUUCAUAGCUGUGUGAUAAAGCGUCGUCUCAAGAUGGCUCCAGAAACAUGACAGAAACUUGUAUUUUUUCCAGCUGCCUGCACUCGGCUCAGCGGAGCACCUUUGGGAUGAGCAGGAACAGGAUAACCGCAGCACCAAAAAGAAAAACACCUCAGCUCACAAAAAGAAUCUGCAGGAAUUGAUCGGCUUUAUCAAAAAAAAUCCCCGUGAAACAUUUCCUUGAUAAAUUCAAAGCGUUCGACGUGCUCGGCAGGCAGAUGCUACCGAGGCCUGAGAGGGAUUUAAAUACUGAAGUGGCAAUCGAGUGCGUAUAAAUAUAAUGUUGUGUAGCGUCGGGGCAGAAAAAGUCAAACGCAUAAAGACGCCAGUCAACAAGCGGCAGCGUAACUCUGCACCUGCAGCGUGGAUCAGUGUCGCGGAACUCCAGGGUGAAGUCAUCAGAGGUCAAACGGUCUAAAUCGGUCCAGAGGAGAUGGGCGGAGUUUACAAAGUGCUUGUGUGCGUUUUCACAUUUAAGCCGACUCAUAAUGGGGUUCAACAAUUUUCCGAUUUCUGUUCAUACAUUUAAAAAAAAAAAGAAAAAAGCUUCUAAAAUUAACUGUAAAUUACUUCCUGUCUAGGUGGAAAGGUGGAAUCUGAUUGGCCGGAAUCUACAUGUUGAAACAAAUCCCUGUAAAGGCACUGGGUUGUACAUAACGAACAUUUAAAAAAAACAAAUGAAUAUUGAAGUUUUGUUUAUGAUUUUCUACUCCGUAACUAUAACUAAUGUUACCUACUUGUACCCGCCCACCUGCUGCCGUGCUACAGUUUAAUCCACAAUGUUUUAUGUUUUUAAUGUUUUGUUUUUUUUUAAGUUUUUUGUUUUGUUUUCUGGCUCCAAGCUUCUCAGUCUGACUGCUGUUUGGUUAAUUAAAUGCCAAAACGUAGCUUUAUCAUCCAACGACAAAAACAUUAUCAACGUGUGGAAAUUGUAAUAGUGUAGAAUGCAUUGUGUAUACUUCAUGAAUUUCAUUAUAAAGAUAUCAACACAAGAAAA